AAGCCAAGCGUUUAUUAGCCAAUUAUUGGUUUUAUAUAGUGUUAAGUUUUUUCUAGAGACAAACAUUGAUCACACAUGUUGCUGUUUUCUUUUUUAAUCGAAUAAGCUCUGUCCUGCUAGAUUUCUUUUUAGAUAACCAUCGCGUUGUUCUUUAUUGCCGUCUCCGUGCUUUCCUCUUCCGCCUCGCAUCCUUUAUGCACAGCACGCUACUCGUGACUCCCCCGAGAAAACAGACCUUCGCGUCGGAACAGCAUGGCUCUCUCCAUCCGCGCCAACUGAGAGAGAUGGAAGCCAAGCAACACUCAAUAAAGAGCCUUAAGAGCUAUCCUGAGGCCGGGGGUCGGAGCCUGGCUGCGGCUGCCGGGGGAGACGUUGGCGGCGGAGGAGGCAGUGGAAGUGGAGGUUACCGUACCGGCUCGGCCGAAAUGGAGAUGGAGACGAAGAUCCAAAAAGCUAUCGAAUUCAAGGUUGAGGGUCAUAGAUGCUACAAAGAAAAGAAAUUUCGCGAAGCUAUCGGGAAAUACCACAGAGCUUUGCUUCACUUAAAGGGGGUGCAUGUCAUCGACGGAACCACGGGCUCCGAAGUCAACCUGCUAAACCAAGCCACCGCCAAAUUGACGGAGGAGCAGAGGAGAGCCGUGGAGAUAACCGAGAUCGAGUGUUACGACAGCUUGACAGCCUGCCUGCUGCAGUCGGAGCUGGUGAACUAUGAGCGUGUGAAAGAGUACUGUCUGAAGGUGCUGGGUCACCAGAGGGAUCACUUCAAGGCCAUGUACCGUGCCGGCAUCGCCUUCUACCACCUGGGAGACUACGACUGUGCCCUGCGCUACCUACGUGACGCCAAGAACCGAGAACCCACAGACACCAACGUGUUGAGGUACAUCCAGCUGACGGAGAUGAAGAUGAUCAAAAGCAGCCAGCGAGACAGAGAGAGAGAGGAGGCUCUGGGUUAACCUCUGACCUCGACACCUGCUCAUCUCCAUUCCUGUGACCUGAGAUCCCUACACCCUCCAUCCUACUCUUCCUCCUUCUCCUUUUCUCUGACAGAUCGCUAGAUGAGGAAGGCUCAAACUCUACAGACCAACCAGGAUGAAAACUGAGCAUUUUGCGCUCAAUAACUUCCUUCCCUCCUUCCCUUUCCUGGAUUCCUCCCCACCUGGGGCUUCCCUCCCCAAACUGUCAACAAAACAACAACAAGCAGCGUAAAACGUUGAACGGAAAAGGAGCUUCAGAAAGAUAAACAACAUGAGGAGUUGUUAGGCUUGAAUUGGUAAACUUCUGAAAAAAUUUAAAAACAUGUUCAGUUUUCAUUUUAUUUUCUUUAUUUCAUGAUUUGAGGACCAAAGGAAGGUUGUGGGACAGUGGAGGGCUAGGGUGGGGGUAGUGGGCUAGGGAGCAGGUGGAAGUGUGUGGGAUGGUGGUGGUUAGGUUCUGGGUGGAGGAGGAUGGGAGUUGUGUGAGGUGUACUACAUAUCAGAUGCCCAGAUGGAUGGUGGCCCGUGAGGCCAAACCUGUCCCCCUACAGUGUCCUCAGAACCCAGCGACCCUGAGGAGACCUGCUCUCAUCACCACGCUACAAGCUAGCAUGCUAUAAACAGGCCAGCUACAAUGCUAGCCACGGGAUAGAUAGAGACUAGGUUAGACAUAGACUCGCUAAGAGCUAGGUACAUGUGUACCUGAGCUAACACGCAAUCGCUAUAUCUUUUGGCUGUUUACUGAAGGAUAUAGUUUGAGGGAGCUUGCCUCUGUCUCCGUGUUCCUGCCCUCUUCCUUUCUUCUGAACUACCUGGUCUCAGUUUUUCAAUUCAAGGGCUAAUUCAAGUGUUUGUGAUCCUUUCUUUAUAUUUGACCAGGAUUUUUUAUUUUGCUGUUGAUAUUCAUUGUACUUACUUACAUGUUGGUUGUUUAAAAAAGCAGAGAGCAUAACCUGUCUUUUCUGAGGGGCAAAUUAACUAGCAGACUGUCCAGCUGUGUAACAGGUAUGUGUUGUUGUGGAUCCGUGUAUUGAAGUUGUCGUCCAACCCCCCCACUGAAGAGUGCUGUGUAACUAACUGUUUUACCCCCC
Molecule: messenger RNA, 2065 nt
Organism: Hypomesus transpacificus
Lineage: Eukaryota; Metazoa; Chordata; Actinopteri; Osmeriformes; Osmeridae
Gene: ttc9b
Product: tetratricopeptide repeat domain 9B
Exons: 3
Coding region: 195-953 (252 amino acids)
Molecular function (GO): protein binding
Source: RefSeq, a predicted model, not a curated record